This is a messenger RNA of Salarias fasciatus (jewelled blenny), 2821 nucleotides long. Its product is annotated as tumor necrosis factor receptor superfamily member 5. Gene Ontology annotation, biological process: immune response-regulating cell surface receptor signaling pathway. Gene Ontology annotation, molecular function: protein binding. Lineage: Eukaryota; Metazoa; Chordata; Actinopteri; Blenniiformes; Blenniidae. Gene Ontology annotation, cellular component: CD40 receptor complex; external side of plasma membrane. Bases 115 to 1185 code for a protein of 356 amino acids. The transcript has 11 exons. The record is from RefSeq and is a predicted model, not a curated record.
CGGAGGAGGGGUAGAGUCAGUCAGACGACAGAGAAAGAGGCAGGCACACCCUCAGGAAGUUAACAGAGCAAUAGAAGCUGAGCAAAAGACUGCAAAAAGGGAACCUUUUCAAGAAUGGGAUUUGUGCAAUGCUUUGUCCUGAUGCUAUCUGCACACCUGGUGCUCACCUUUCCUCCAACACAGAGGACGUACAUCCAAAAUGGCAGAAGGUGUAAUUUGUGCACUGCAGGCACGUAUAAAGUUUCUUGCACAGAGUGUGCACCCUGCCCUGCUGGGAAAUACACCAGUGACUGGAACCGUGAAGUCGAAUGCCACCGAUGCUACGGAGACUGCUCACCAAAGUUUCAUCAGAAAGUGGUUGAGCAGUGCAGCAGCACGUCGGAUAUGAAGUGUGACUGUGAGGCUGGUUUCAGCUGCGCCGAGCGAGUCCCGUACUCUGAGAACUGCAGAGUGUGCGUCAAGAUUCCUGACAAAACCAAGAUUCAGGACAAAGCCACAACCGUAGAAGCAGCGGCGGUGGCGAUCACAGACAGAGAUAAACAGACGCCUUCCCCUGCUUCCUCCGGAUAUGGCAGCACUUCUUCUAAACCCUGCAGAUUUUCCACGUGUGACAACCAGCCAGUCCCAGCUCAGAAUAUCUCGAAACCAGAGAACAAGAGUAUUUUCCUUGCAGCUCUUUUGUGUCCGCUGUUUUUAUUGGGCUGUUCGGUUCUUCUGAUCCGUUUCUGUAUUCAUCGAUCAAGAGGCAACACUUGUUUCAGUCAAACUGUUGAGAAGCUUUGCAAAGAGAAAGGACACGAAGCCUCUCACAGGCCGAUGGACUCAAGUCAGCAGUUCCCCCGAGACUCAUUCAGCGCCAAGCAGCCGCCUUCAGCGCUUUCAGCCACAAACCUGGGCCCGGUGUACGUCCAAAACCCCGGCACCAUCAUCUUCAGCCUCCUCAGUCAGUUCACGGGCCAGGUUGGGCCAACGGUUGAAGGUGGGAAAACAUCUGAGGGAGCCGGCAGAGAAGAAGAAGAGGACGAAGAAGAGGAGGAGGAGAGAGACUGUCCCGUGUGCCAUCCCAUGUCCCCUCACGGCGUUCGUCUGUCAGAGGAGGAGAAGAGCGAGGACGCCGACGGCACCUUGUUCCCCUCGCAGGAGCAGGGGAAGGACUACCACAUGUCCAAGGAGGAGGUGCUAUGACGCUCCACGAGGAGUUCCUCCAGUUGGUCGUGACUGCUGGUGCACAGGGCUGUACCUGAAAGCUUCCUCUCAAACGGAUGAAUUGCAAAACAGUGAUGUUUCAGACGAGCGUGGAGAAAAUUCUGGCAGACUGCGAGCGUACCGCGGCUCACAGCGAUGUUUCAUGCUAGCUGGACAUUUGGGAAAAUCGCAAUUCUGGGAUGAAAAGGUGGAAGAGGGUCGGUCCUCUUUGUAAGUUAUAACUCAAGAAAUUUUGUCCAACUUUUCAGUCAAGUAGAAUUUAAUUUUGCACAAAAGAAAUAACUUUGACGAAUGUUUGCAACACUCACCACACAAAACGGCUGUCAGUUAUCAAAAAAUGAACAAGUUAAGAGUAUUUUUGGACUUCCGUUCAUCCAUCCAUAUAUACACACACACACACACACACACACACACACGCAUGCGCGCACACACAUGCACACACACUUUGUGUGUGUGCAUUUAUUUCUUGCUGACGUCACAGAGGUCAAACAGUCAUCCGUUCUCUCAGGAAGCAGUCAGUGUCGUCCUGACCGGCGUAACUCCCUGGGCUCCGCUCAUCGACACAGACCGGGCGGCUGUGUGCCGCUCCACCGGUCAAGAGCGUCCAAAGCAAUAAAGGAGAGAUCCUUUCCAUCUGCUGCUCGCCACCAAACGUCCCGAUCACGUUCUCACGCCACCAAAGUCAGUUCAGUCUCUAGACCUUCACGUAUAAGUCGGUAGAUUCACAUUCGCAGCUCACUUCCUGGACGGGCUUGGACACUUCGUCCUCCGGGGACAGAGGCUGCACUGCGGUUUUUUCAGGCAAAAAGUCUGAACAACAAGAGAAAGAACAUUUUCUGAGGAUUAGGUUUACGGAAAAGGUAAAAGAACAAAACAACUCAUUUAUAUCAUGAACAAUGUUUUUGUAAAUCAUCCAUAUACACACCAUGUCUUGAUCUGAUCCAGUGGAGCAACGGUCUGAUCUUCUUUGCCACAAGUAGUGCAAUUCCCGCACACAGGAGGGCAAUAAUCACCAGGAACCACAUCGGAUCUGUAAUGAUGCGUGAGAGAAACAUGCCCGUCGGAAAGUGCAACGGUUUGAUUAUUUUACUGAAGUAAAACCAUCAGUUUAAUUUACCUUGACGGGCUGGUUUUUGAGUUGGGGGCCGGUUUGGAUGGCGGAGAUCAAUACAAAGCCAUUAGCACAACAUAUCAGUUAUAAAGUUAUGAAAGUGUUUAUAUUUCAGAUGAGCCCAUGAGCUGUCUCUUAACUCUUUAAAUUAAAUUAUUAUUCAAUUAUUGAUCAACCUUUUUGUUCUGAAGUAAACAGCUUCAAAGAUCUGUCAGACAUGCACAGAAAGAAUAAAACCUCACAGUAGAUAUUAUUAUUUAACCUGAUUCAACGCAGGUGUUAUAAACAGGUGGAUAUAAAGGAAAACCUGCUCAUGAUAAGACAGUCAAGUGCAGUUAAAUGUAACUAAGUAUUUUUUUAUUUCAGAAGAGUCAUUUUACCUAUGGUUAUGUACUAAAUUAUUAUGUCGUAAAUGUAACAGCAGCCUUUCCAUACUCUUACCACUUUUGGUUAUUUGAUUCCUUGUCAUGGAAAUAAAAGCCUGUUUCUACUUUGAAGCAUGAA